UAUGGAAAAGAGCGAAAUUGUACCUGAAGAGAGCGCAUCACUGAUCAAUCGGCAGAUAUGUCUGACAAACCAGAUAUGGCUGAAAUCGAGAAAUUCAACAAGUCUAAGUUGAAGAAGAUGGAAACACAAGCAAAAAACCCACUGCCUUCAAAAGAAACAAUUGAACAGGAGAAGGAAGCAGGUGAAUCGUAAUGAAACCGUCCCUUCCAAAUUAUGCACUGUACAUUUCACAAGCAUUGCCUUCUUAUUUUACUUCUUUUAGCUGUUUUAACUUUGUAAGGUGCAAAGAGGUUGGAUAAAGUUUGAAUGACUGUACUGCCCCGUUCACAUCCAAAAAACCUUAAAGAAUA
Messenger RNA from Podarcis raffonei (Aeolian wall lizard), 350 nucleotides. RefSeq names its product thymosin beta-4-like. Gene Ontology annotation, molecular function: actin monomer binding. The coding region runs from base 58 to 192 and encodes 44 amino acids. Lineage: Eukaryota; Metazoa; Chordata; Lepidosauria; Squamata; Lacertidae. Gene Ontology annotation, cellular component: cytoplasm. The transcript has a single exon. Gene Ontology annotation, biological process: regulation of cell migration; actin filament organization. The record is from RefSeq and is a predicted model, not a curated record.